This is a messenger RNA of Tilletiopsis washingtonensis, 1160 nucleotides long. RefSeq lists its product as hypothetical. Gene Ontology annotation, molecular function: phosphoric diester hydrolase activity. Gene Ontology annotation, biological process: lipid metabolic process. NCBI's taxonomy places the organism in Eukaryota, Fungi, Basidiomycota, Exobasidiomycetes, Entylomatales. The transcript has 3 exons. The record is from RefSeq and is a predicted model, not a curated record. The coding region runs from base 8 to 1108 and encodes 366 amino acids.
CGCCGCCAUGCGCCCUGCCGCUGCGCUCCUCGCUCCGCUGCUCGCCGCCGUGCAGGUCGCGGCGCUGCGCCUCGUGCCCGCCGCGCCCGCCGAGCUCGCGACGCCGCAGCCGCUGGGCGGCAUCGAUGCGGCGCUGCUGCGCCACGCCGCCGACUGGUCGCGCGACGUGCAGCCGCUGCCCGUGCACUCGCACAACGACUACUGGCGCGGCGUGCCCGUGCUCGACGCCCUCGCGCGCGGCGUGCGCAGCGUCGAGAGCGACGUCUGGCUGCACCCGCGCACGCGCGAGCUUUUCGUCGGCCACGACCCCUACUCGCUCUCGCGCGCACGCACCUUUGCGCGCCUCACGCUGGCGCCGCUGCGCGCUGCGCUCGAGCAGGCCAACGCCGCCAACGCGCGCUACAGCGACUCGAGCGACGCGCGCUUCUUUGCGCCGCUGCAGCAGGGCGCGCCGCGCGCCUGGAACGGCUUCUACACGGCGGGGCCCGGCAACGCGGCGCCGCUGCAGCUGCUCGUCGACCUCAAGACCGACGGCGCCGCGACGCUGCGUGCCGUCGAGGAGGCGCUGGUGCCGCUGCACGCCGACGGCUACCUCAGCGACUACGCCGACGGCCGCCUGCGCCCCGGCCCGCUCAUCGUCAUCGGCACGGGCAACACGCGUGCCGAGGACCUGGCGGCGCGGCCGGCGCGCAACGUCUUUCUCGACUGUCCGCUCGGCCGGCUGAGCGAGACAUUCGUCGUCGACGGCGUCAGCUUCGCGUACAACUCGACGCUGUGCGGCGUCGCCUCGACGAACCUGGCCACGCUCGUGCCCGGCUGGGAGGGCCUCGAGGAGCCGAGCGACGCGCAGGUGGCGAACCUGACGCGCGCCAUCGACGAGGCCCAUGCACUUGGCAUCAAGACGCGGGUGUGGGACACGCCUGUGUGGCCGUCCUAUGCGCGCGACCGCGUCAACACGCUGCUGCUGCGUCUCGGCAGCGACUGGAUCAACGCCGACGAUCUUGGUGCGUCGCGGCGCUGUGCUGCGUCGUGCGUGGCUGACGCGCUCGCCCUGCCGCAGAGGCGAUCAAAGCCUUCUAGCCCCGCACACACGGACUGCUCCUCUUAGUAUACCGCCUUACGAUUAAUCUAUCUGCGCGGCGCGCACCCUUGCCCCGCCC